CUGCAUCUGCGGGGCGUCCAGGUGAGGGCUCCUCCUCCUCCUCCUCCUCCUCCUCCUCCUCAGAUAGAGUUACCUGCGCACUCGCCAGCCGGCGCCUCCUCCUCCUCCUCCUCCUCCUCCUCAGCUGCCGCGUUUCUGAGAACUGACGGCCCACGGCUGGUGUUUAUUGCCUCCGUCCCGGUCAGAUCGCGCGUUUUCCCGGUGGAGCAGAGUGCGGACGGGCUGGAAUGACGGGCUGAUGUUUGGGGCGCUGUCUGACUGAGCAUCUGCUUCGGAAAAACACAGCUGUGAAUGCCUGAAAUUAUGAGUGCCCCAGGACCUCUGUCGAGGCCAGCCAACCUCCCCCCUGCGCCCUACUCCCCCCUCCUACUCUCCCUUUUCCACUCUCACUCUCCCUGGUCCAUAUGUUCAGGAUCGCAGACUAAUCUCAUCCAGUGCUGGCCAGUCGGGGAAAAGAUGAAGGGCAUCAGGCGUAACCCCGUCCCCUCCGCCUCUUGUAAUUGCAGUGGAGUGGCCCGAUCGGACAGCAAGAUCAGCGCUAAGGCCCUCUAUGAACAGCGGAAAAAGUACUCCAACUCCAAUUUCAUCAUGCAUGAGACGUCGCAGUAUCACGUGGAGCACCUCUCCACAUUCAUGAUGGACAAGACAGAGUCGAUCGUCACGGUGGACGAUGCAAUCAAGAAACUGAUUCUUUUGGACUCAAAGGGUAAAAUCUGGACCCAGGAGAUGCUGCUGCAGGUGACUGAUAGGGCAGUCAGGCUGCUUGACUGUGACACACAGGAAGAACUUGAGAACUUCCCUCUCCCCACGAUUCAAAUGAGCCAGACGGUGCUGAAUCAGACGCGUUACCCGUCUGUGCUGCUGCUCGUGUGUCAGGACAAGGAGCAACACAGACCAGACAUUCAUUUCUUCCACUGUGAUGAGGUGGAGGCUGAAAUGGUCCACGCAGACAUAGAUAGUGCCAUUGGAGACAACAAGCAUGGGAAGAAAAUGAGACUUCAAACUCUGAAGGUGAAUCAGGAGAAAAUGAAGCAUCAAAGAGAAACCAUUCUCCCCCCGUCAGCCUCCAAGAGCCCCGCAUCUGCUGCAACAGGCCGAGUGGCAGCAGCUGCCUACACGCAGGACAGACGAGCUUCUGGACAAAGUGACUCGGAGUCACAUGAAAAGCUGGCCCAGCGCAUUGAGAAGGAUGUGCAAAUCCUCAACUGUGCUCUGGAUGACAUAGAAAUCUUUGUGGCACGGCUGCAAAAGAUGGCAGAGGCCUUUUCCCAGCUCAACCAACGCAACAAGAGUAAGAAGAAUAAGAAGAAAGGACCAGCAGAGGGCAUGCUCACCCUGCGGGCCAAGCCCCCCACUGAAGCCGAGUUCAUUGACAGCCUGCAGAAACUGAAGCUGGCCCUCAACCUCUUGGCCAAACUGAAGAAACACAUCCAUAACCCGAGUGCGUCUGAGCUGGUCCACUUCCUCUUUGGCCCUUUGGAGCUGGUGCUUCAGAGCUGUGGGAGUCCUGAACUGGCACGUUCAGUUUUCUCCCCUCACCUCUCCAGAGAUGCUGUGGACUUCAUACGAGGACAACUCAGUCCUAAGGAGACCACCAUCUUUGAGUUGCUCGGGGAUGGAUGGACCAAACCCCGAGCCGAAUGGCCGAGGGAUCAGUACGCCCCUCUAUAUGUCCCAAGGUUUCGGAAUGGCUGGGAGCCACCAGCAGAGCUUUUCAUGACAGCUCCCUGGGAAACCGAGGGGCCAUCAGGACAGUUUGGGCCCCCCACCAGCCCCGAUUACAGGAAACACUCGCCUGAGGACGUGAGUGAUUUGUUAUAUUAUGGAAGUCAUUCUCCAAGCUCAUUGAAUGGGUCUUACAGUGAGAUGCCCAGCACCCGCAAAUAUGCCAAAAUCCGCUACCACUUUGUAGCGCGGAAUGCCAAUGAGCUGUCAGUGCUGCAGGAUGAGAUCCUCGAGGUAAUCGAGGAUGACAAACAGUGGUGGAAACUGCGGAAUCGCAGUGGGCAGGCCGGAUACGUCCCAUUUAAUAUCCUGGAUGUGGUGAAGAUAGAAGAGCCAGAGGGCCCCUUCAGCCAGGCACACAACAGUUAUCUGAAGCUUUUGCAAAUGGUUAUGGAUGAGGUCAACAAUGAGCUCUUGAUUAAAAUCACCGCCAGCAAAACGCAGCCAAACAGGAGGAUCCGUGUUGAGAAAUCCUCAGGCUCUCAGGUGCCGCUCACCUCUGACUCUAACCCAGAGCAGGUGACCACGUGGCUCAAUUCCAAAAAUUUCUCAAAACCGACUGUGGAUUGUUUGGGGAUCUUGACUGGAGCCCAGCUCUUCUCCCUGAACAAAGAGGAGCUGAAGGCAGUGUGUGGAGAGGAAGGUAGUCGGGUCUACCAUCAAGUCACCGUGCAGAAAGGAAUGCUGGAGCAGUCCCGGGGUGACUCUGAGCUGCAGGAAAUCAUGAAGCGGAGGCAGGAGAGGAUCGACUCUGGUGCGAAGGACUGAACCUUUUUCCAAACAACCCCCCCCCCCCCCCACAGCUCUCAUCGCUUCAGCAGCUCUAAAUCACACUGCGCUUCUUUGUGAUCUCCAGCAUAAAAUUGUUCAAAUGUUGUGUACGUUUUUCUAAUUGUAUAUUUAUUUUUUAUCUCAAACUGCGCAUGCUAAUCAAGUGUUUUCCUUUCAAAAUCACGUUGCUUUUGAUUUCAGUUUCUCCAAUCGUUCAACUGCUGAGAACAGGAACGUAUCGACUCAUGUACAGUUUGGCGUGUGUGUGUUUGUGUAUGGGCGCGCGUAUGUGUAUGCAUGACAUGCACGUAGCAUACAUAUGUGUGUGUGCGGUGUGGUCACUGUUUGUGCUCGCUGCUAACAUUGUUUACUAAAUAUGUCAAUCUUAGCUGUCGCAUUUCCAAAUCAGUGCCAGAAUAUUUGUCACAUUUUCUGAUGUAUAGCCAAUUUCUGUUUGCCUAUUGCUGUUUACAGGAAUGAUAAAACAUGCUUUGUGCUUUUUAGUUGUCAGUGGUAGUCUCUCCCUGGUUGGUAAAUGCCGAUCAACACCAAGUAUUAAUAUGUAUAAUCUUACCGUUUCUACUGAUUUCAGGCCAGCUUAGCAGACAAUAAUACUGCACAAGGUCACUGUUAGUAAAAAUUAGAUGCUGUCUUGAACACUCUUUUUUUAUUGACAAUGUGAGAUUUUACAAAGGUACCUGCGCUUUGGAAAAAUUUGUUUUAGUCAUUUUAAACAAUAUAAUGAACAUUUAACAGCAACUUUCAAGGAGUUGUAAAUAUUGUGGGAUGCAUUGGUUAAAAUAUUAUCAUUAAAAGCUGUACUUUGUAAAAAAAAAUUUUCAUUGUGUUUGUUUGUUUGUUUAUAAAUGCAUUAAAAUGUAGAAAUAGAAAUGUAGAAAUGUGGGAAUUGUCAAUUGACGGUUUGAAAGAAAAACGCCAGAUAUCUUGUAAGAUCGGGUUACUUUAUUUGUCAGGAUACUUGCUGUUAUUACUUACUGUUCAGGUUAUACAACAGGGCAAAACAUUUGUUAUCACUUUCCAGUACUUGGCUUUUUUUUUUUUUUUUUUUUUUUACAGUUGUCCUUUAUAAGGCCCGCUUGUGU
This is a messenger RNA of Menidia menidia (Atlantic silverside), 3599 nucleotides long. The record is from the annotation of a GenBank genome assembly. Lineage: Eukaryota; Metazoa; Chordata; Actinopteri; Atheriniformes; Atherinopsidae.